AUGAUUACAGUUGAAGUUUCUCCAAAUGAAGAGACAAGGGUCAACUCCAGUGCAUCUCCUAGUGCCUCCACUGCAACACAAAAUGUAUCAAAUUCAUCAUCUUCAACAUCACUAAAUAGCAGCUCUUCUCUUGAAGAAUUUUCAGAUAAGACACCUCCUAAGAAGUAUAAAUAUUUAGCUGACAUAUAUGCAUUAGGGCAAUUUGCUCUUACUGUUUCAGUUCCUAUAAGUUAUGAAGAAGAAGGUGGAAAAGAAGAGCAGAAGAAAGCCAUGGUAGAAGAGAUGCAGUCCAUUGAAAAAAAUGGAACAUGGGAUAUGGUUGACUUGUCAAACAAAAAGUUCUAUGGAGAUUUACAUGGGACAUGCAGCCCAUUGCGGUGGCCUGUUUAUCAGUUUGAUGGAGCUUUACAAGAAGAGGUUUAUGUAACACCGCCAGAGGGAUUCAUAAAGGAAGACAAAGAAACAAAG
Molecule: messenger RNA, 468 nt
Organism: Cucurbita pepo subsp. pepo (vegetable marrow)
Lineage: Eukaryota; Viridiplantae; Streptophyta; Magnoliopsida; Cucurbitales; Cucurbitaceae
Source: RefSeq, a predicted model, not a curated record